Molecule: messenger RNA, 1888 nt
Organism: Carassius carassius (crucian carp)
Lineage: Eukaryota; Metazoa; Chordata; Actinopteri; Cypriniformes; Cyprinidae
Product: transmembrane protein 158-like
Exons: 1
Coding region: 179-841 (220 amino acids)
Source: RefSeq, a predicted model, not a curated record
UGGCGCGCGGUCCCCUCGCUCUCCGCGCGCGCACAGGCAGAAGCAGCACGUCCACGGAAGCGCACAGGACACACGCGUAACUGAUGGAGCAGAUAGACGACGGAGUGCUCAGCAGCUGCGACGGAAUAAAGAGCGAGUGCGAGACCACCAUGAGUCUGGAGGACCCGCGCGCUCUGCCAUGCUGAGCCUCUCCCUCGCGCUCCUGCUGGCUCUGACCGCUGCCGCCCGCUGCGCCCACAGCUGGAGCGACGAGGACCUGCUGCUGCCGCCCAUCAACUCCUCCGGGAGACUCCUGGCCAGCCUUGAGGUGGAUGUGGGCUACUCCAAGAGAUCCGUGGAGGAGCCCGAAGCCUCCUCGCAGUGCAACGUGAGCGUGGAGAGGCUCCCCACCAAACUCGUGGCGCGCUGGGACAGCAACUUCGGCUUCCAGUGCGACGUGCUCAUGUACACCACCAACAGCCACGGCAAGGCGUUCUUCUCCGCCGCCUUCAACCGGGCGAUCUCGCCGGUCUACAUCGAGCACCUGGGCGUCACGGGCGGCCAGCAGGAGUUCAGACUGUGCGUGGGUUGCGGGCUGUCCCGGUACCGGAGAUUCAGACGGGGCAGGUCAGAGGGUCAGCAGACGGGCGACUCGGUGGACUUCUGCUGCGUGGACUUCGCCCUGGACGAGCUGAAGGGGGACCGGAGCUGGAGGCUCAACCGCAAACCCAUCGAGUCCACUCUGGUGGCGUGCUUCAUGACUCUAGUCAUCAUCAUAUGGAGCGUCGCUGCCCUCAUAUGGCCAGUUCCCAUUAUCGCGGGAUUUCUGCCCAAUGGGAUGGAGCAGAGACGGCAGAGGUAAUAGAACAGUACAGGAUCGAGUUCAAAUGAGCUUCUAAUGAAGGAAUCCUACACUAGCUGACCUUUGACCUGCCAAACAUCACACGCUUAUGCGCUUCGUGAACUAUUCUCGUGUUUGAAAUUGCUGUUAUAGCUACAUCUCCUGACGGAUUGAGGUAUUUUAUUAGAUUUCAUUUGUUUUUAUAAACUGAUUUGAACAGAAAUGCAUUAUAUGUGAUAUUCAGAUGUUUGUAAUGUUUUUAUCUUACCAUUUCUAGUGUUUAUUUAAAAAUAGGGAGUAUGUCUCAGGACAAAAAGCUCUUUUGUAAUGUGCGUGAAGACAUUUUGAGGCUAGCUGGUUGGUACACUAACACGAAAACACGCAGGAACAUUCCAGUGUUUCUCAAGUGUUUGAAGAGAGACUUCAUGUGUUUGUAUUCGUUUGUAAAGAUGAAAGAGAUCCGCUCUCUUCCAAAUACAGCUCAGAAGACUUAUUUCAUUUAUUGCUUAGACUCGACGUCACAAAAAUAUGUGCAAAGAAGUGCACGUGCAUAACUUUUUCGGGUAUUAUUAACCCUUCCUCAGUGCCAUGUGCUACCAAGCAACGCCUGCGCUCAUUGAAACAUGUUUUACCGUAAUACUCCUAGUAUCUUUUAAACAGAUACACAUCUCAGAUCUAUAACAAAAUACAGCAUAUACAUUUACAAGUCAUCCCAAAUGAUCCAUAUACAACUAUAUAAACAAAAUAUACAUAUAUACCAAUAAAGGAUCUCAUGACUCCAAAAAUAGUUCUUUUUUUUGGGGAUCUACGCACCUUAUGUUUUUUGCCUACUGGAUUUUCGGACGAGUGUCUGGCGCUACAACCUUUUUUGUGGAUUGUAUUUGUUUGUAUAAAUUAAAAAAACGUGAUUAGACAUUUCGUUAAUGUGGAAAACUCUCAAUAGCUUGAGAGACAAACAUGAGAGGCAAUCCAUUUGUAAAAAGUAAACAAAUUUGUAUAAGGUUUAUACUUUAUAGACUGUCAUAAUUGUUAUUUGUAGUUGGCCUAUCAAUAAAUGCAUCAAAUAUU